AUGGUAAGAUUAAAAACAAAUAAGAAGGCAUUUUACGUUUUUGUGAGCGUGUCGAGUCUUUUUGGUUAUUUUUUAAAAGGACAUAAAGAGGAUGUAAAUAAUUAUGAGACUUUAAUAAAUAAUAACGACAUAGAUAAGAUUAAAAAAAUAAGAAUUCAUAAUAAAUGUUCUUAUAUACCUUUAUUAUUUCUUAAUAUUUAUGAUAGUUAUAUAUAUAAGAAUAAAAUAUUACGAUGGUUAUAUUUUAAGUGUAGAAAAAGAAGAAAAGAUAAAGAAGAAUAUUAUUAUAUAACUGAUAUGAUAAGAAAAAAAAGAAGAGAACAAAUAAAAUAUAAUUUUAUAUCUGAUGAACAAAAUUUAUUUAAUAAAUUAUAUAUAUAUGAAAUUGUUUUAGAAUAUAGUUUAAAGUAUGGAAUAUUAUCACCACAUUUAAGUUUAUAUAUAUUAAAAAAUAUUUCAGAAUAUUGUGUUAAUUUAUAUCCUUCUUUAUAUGAUACAAAUAAAGAAAGAGAUAUUUAUAAUAAUUUUUUAAAUAAAAAAAAAUUAACAUAUUCUAAACAAAUAAAUAAUGAACACAAUUAUCAAGUAUCAAAAUAUAAUACAGACAAUAAAAAUAAUAUACAUAAUAAUAAUAAUAUACAUAUACAUAUACAUAAUAAUAAUAAUAAUAAUAAUAAUAACCAAUUAAAUGUAAAUAUGUAUUAUAAUUAUAAUAAUACAUUUAUAUCUUCUCAUUCUCUAUAUAAUAAUAUGGAAACAAAAAAUAUAAAUAUUUUUAAUAAAUAUAAUAUACAUAAUUUUUAUUCAGAAAAAUAUACUUGUUAUAAAAACAACAAAAAUGAUCAACAUAUUACUUUGAAUAUGAUUUAUCUUCUCAAUCAAGCAUAUGAUAAUAUAUCUCGUAUUUGUUUAAACACAAACACUAAUAUAUAUAUAAAUUUUUAUAUGAUAAAUAUUUUAAAAUAUAUAUGCUUUUAUAAUAUAGAAGAUAUUCUUUUAAACUACAAUCACAUAGAACACAUAAAAAAAAAAAUGAAUGAACAAAAUAAUACUAAUAUAUCAUUCUUUAAAUUUUUAUAUUCAUUUUUCUUUUUUAAAAAAAAAGAAAAACAUAUAUAUCAUCUAGUACAUCAUAAAAUUCAUAAGAAUCAAAAAAAAGAAAACCAGGAGUUCUAUAAUAAUUAUUCAAACCAAAAUAGACAUAAUAAUAUAAACACUCAUAUGUCAGAUAAUUAUUUAUUUGAUCAUAUAAAUAAUUAUAGAAAUGGUUACUCCUUUAAGAAUUCAAAAAAAAAGAAUACAAACAAAAAUGAAAAUAAUAAUAAUAAAAAAAAUGACAAUAAUAAUAAUAAAAAAAAUGACAAUAAUAAUAAUAAUAAAAAAAAUGACAAUAAUAAUAAUAAUAAUAAAAAAAAUGACAAUAAUAAUAAUAAUAAAAAAGAUAUAUUAAAAAAGAUAUAUUUUUUAAAAGGUUACAAAUUAGACGACAUACAGAUUUUAAACGAGUUAUAUAUCAUGAUAUAUAUGCGCUUACUAUUUGAAUGUUCUUUAAAAUUAAUUAGUAUUAAAAAAAAUAUCCACUUGUUAGAAAAAAAAAUGCAGUUUGAUAAAGAAAAUAAAAUAAUAUAUUUGAAUUCAGCUGACUGUAUGAAUAACUUAAGAACAAAUUUUUUAAAACGAUUUAAUAAAUAUGAAGAAAGAGAAAAAAAAAAAAUUGAUGAUCCUUCUAAGAUAUAUACUACUAACAUUUCUGAUUACUUCAAAGGAGAAAAAAAAAAAGAUAAAAAUGAAGAUAAUAUAAUAAAUAUAUGUUACAUAAAAAAAAAAAUAUCUUCUUUUAUUUUUUAUUUAAAAAAUAUAAUAAUCAAUAAAGAUACUUCUUUUAUAGAAAAUAAUAAUAUUGUAAAUGAUAAUAUCAAAAAAAAUAACUUUUUAAAAUCUUUCAUGUCUUAUUUAUAUAUAAAAGAUAUAUACGAAUAUAAUUAUGAGCUAAGAUUAUAUUAUAUGUAUAGUAAUCUUAGAAAACUGUUUUUAAAAUAUGUUAUAAAAAUGAAUGAACAUAUAGAUAUAAAAUUAUAUAAAAUAAAAAGAGCAUUAAAUUAUUAUAUAUAUAACUUUGAUCAAUUUCUUAUAAAUAAUUAUUAUCAUUUAAUACACCAAAAAAAUAUACAUAAAAUUAAUAUUCAUUUGAAAUAUUGUAAAGAUAAAGAUAUAGAUAUUUUAAAAUUUAAUGAUUUAUAUUACUUUAUGAUUAAUAAUAUAAAUAAUAUAUUUUCAUACAUACAAAAAAUGGACCAUAAAAAAUGUGUAUACAAAAUAUUUAAAACUUAUAAUAAAAUAUUAUUAUAUCAAUAUAAUUAUUUAAAUGAAAAAGAAAAUAUGUACUACAAAAAUAAAAUAAAAAAAUAUCUAAUAUGUUUAAAUAAUAAUAUUUGUAAUGAUUUAAAUGAAUAUAAUAAAUCUUAUGACAAUAUAAAAAAUUUCUCACAUAUUUUUUUUUAUACCCUAAAAAAUGAUAUAAAUCUUUUAUUAUUUUUAUAUACACAACGUAUUCAAAAUUGUUGUGAUAUAUUCUGUUAUAUAUAUAAAAAAUAUAAUUUUAUUCAAACCCCUUUUUUAAAUUAUUUAUUUUAUGAAUUACGUUAUAUUGUUUAUUCUCAAAAAAAUAAAAAAAAAUUUUUUUUUUUUUUUUUUAUUACUCCUUCUGCAUAUAGUUAUGAUAAUAUAGUCAAUUCUUUUAAUUUUUCUUAUUUUUUUUUUUCUUUAUCGUAUUUACUUUUCAUUUUGUUCUAUCACCCUAACAUGUAUACAUCCUUUUUAUUUUUUAAAACACUUAUAUAUUCGGGCAUCCCUACUUAUUAUUAUAACUUAUAUAAUAAUAUUAUAGCAGUGAUGGAUAAGCAAACGUGA
Plasmodium gaboni is the source of this 2910-nucleotide messenger RNA. RefSeq lists its product as hypothetical. NCBI's taxonomy places the organism in Eukaryota, Apicomplexa, Aconoidasida, Haemosporida, Plasmodiidae. The transcript has a single exon. The record is from RefSeq and is a predicted model, not a curated record. Bases 1 to 2910 code for a protein of 969 amino acids.